AUGCACAGAACCUACAGCAUGCGCCAGUCUCGCGCGCCUACGGCGUCGCAGAUUCAGAGCCCCCCGCCCCCUUCGUCCUCGACCAAGAGCGGACGCUUCUUUGGCAAGGCCAACAUCGGCCACACCUUCCGCCACAAGUCCGCUGGUGCCUUCGGACCCGACCUUGCAAAGAAGCUGUCACAACUUGUCAAGAUGGAGAAGAACGUCAUGCGCAGCAUGGAGCUUGUUUCCAGGGAGCGCAUGGAGGUCGCACAACAACUCUCCAUCUGGGGCGAGGCUUGCGACGACGACGUCUCUGACGUCACUGACAAGCUCGGUGUCCUCAUCUACGAGAUCGGUGAGCUCGAGGACCAGUACGUUGACCGUUACGACCAAUACCGCGUCACCAUCAAGAGCAUCCGCAACAUUGAGGCUUCCGUCCAGCCCAGCCGUGACCGCAAGCAGAAGAUUACCGAUCAGAUUGCUCAGUUGAAGUACAAGGAGCCCAACUCUCCCAAGAUCGUUGUCCUUGAGCAGGAGCUUGUACGCGCUGAGGCCGAGUCCCUCGUCGCAGAGGCCCAACUUUCCAACAUCACCCGUGAGAAGCUCAAGGCAGCUUUCACGUACCAAUUCGAUGCCAUGCGCGAGCACUGCGAGAAGCUGGCCAUCAUUGCCGGCUACGGAAAGCACUUGCUCGAGCUUGUUGACGACACCCCCGUCACUCCCGGAGAGACCCGCCAAGCUUACGAUGGCUACGAGGCUAGCAAGGCCAUCAUCCAAGACUGCGAGGAUGCCCUUACGAACUGGGUGUCUCAGAACGCCUCUGUCUCCUCCAAGCUCUCCCAGCGAUCGCGCACCCUUUCUCAGCGUCGCCGCAACCAGAACCGCAACAUGGGCGAGGGUGUUGACCUCUCUGGCCAAGACCAGGCUCUCGACAGGGAGUCUGGCUUGUGGAUCCCUGCUGAGCAGCACCAGGGCAACGGCUACGAGGGCGAAGAUCUUGACGACGAUGUCACUUCCACCAUCGCUAGUGAGCACCAGCGCGGUCGCGAGGACGAGAGGGUUGUUGCUGCUUAG
Messenger RNA from Alternaria ethzedia, 1056 nucleotides. RefSeq names its product Eisosome core component (gene PIL1). The record is from RefSeq and is a predicted model, not a curated record. The coding region runs from base 1 to 1056 and encodes 351 amino acids. Gene Ontology annotation, cellular component: eisosome filament; plasma membrane. Gene Ontology annotation, molecular function: lipid binding. Gene Ontology annotation, biological process: negative regulation of protein kinase activity; eisosome assembly; endocytosis. NCBI's taxonomy places the organism in Eukaryota, Fungi, Ascomycota, Dothideomycetes, Pleosporales, Pleosporaceae. The transcript is spliced from 5 exons.